Molecule: messenger RNA, 5842 nt
Organism: Oncorhynchus masou masou (cherry salmon)
Lineage: Eukaryota; Metazoa; Chordata; Actinopteri; Salmoniformes; Salmonidae
Product: dynamin-2-like
Exons: 22
Coding region: 73-2673 (866 amino acids)
Biological process (GO): synaptic vesicle endocytosis
Cellular component (GO): cytoplasm; microtubule; membrane
Molecular function (GO): GTP binding; microtubule binding; GTPase activity
Source: RefSeq, a predicted model, not a curated record
GGAGUCUUGUCUCUCUCUCCCUGUCUCUCCGAGAAUCCUGAGUUGAGUCCGCCGGAGAGAAGAGCAGCAGCCAUGGGGAACCGGGGUAUGGAAGACCUUAUUCCCCUCAUCAACAAGCUCCAGGACGCCUUCAGCUGCAUCGGCCAGAGCUGCAACCUGGACCUGCCGCAAAUCGCCGUGGUCGGAGGGCAGAGCGCCGGGAAAAGCUCGGUUCUGGAAAAUUUCGUUGGAAGGGACUUUCUACCCCGGGGCUCUGGUAUCGUGACCCGAAGACCUCUUGUCCUUCAACUGGUCAACAACCAAGCAGAGUAUGCUGAGUUCCUCCAUUGUAAAGGUCGUAAGUUUGUGGACUUUGAUGAGGUGCGUUUGGAGAUUGAGGCCGAGACUGAUCGCAUCACUGGGUCCAAUAAGGGAAUCUCUGCUGUUCCCAUCAACCUCCGAGUCUAUUCCCCUAAUGUGUUAAACCUGACUCUUAUAGAUCUACCAGGGAUGACUAAGGUAGCGGUGGGAGACCAGCCAGUCGACAUCGAGCACCAGAUCAGAGACAUGCUGAUGCAGUUCAUAACUAAAGAAUCCUGUCUGAUCCUGGCUGUGACUCCAGCUAACCAGGAUCUGGCCAACUCUGAUGCUCUCAAGAUUUCUAAGGAGGUCGACCCUCAAGGGUUACGUACCAUCGGAGUGAUCACCAAGCUGGACCUGAUGGACGAGGGGACGGACGCACGGGACAUUCUAGAGAAUAAACUACUGCCGCUACGCAGGGGUUACAUUGGGGUGGUGAAUCGUAGUCAGAAGGAUAUUGACGGCAGGAAGGAUAUUAAAGCAGCUCUGGGUGCAGAGAGGAAGUUCUUCCUGUCUCAUCCAGGAUACAGACACAUAGCCGACCGCAUGGGAACACCACAUCUACAGAAAACACUCAACCAGCAACUGACCAACCACAUCCGGGACACGUUGCCAGGGUUACGUAGUAAGCUCCAGAGCCAGCUUCUAUCUCUGGAGAAAGAGGUGGAGGAAUACAAGAACUUCAAACCAGACGACCCGACACGCAAGACCAAGGCCCUACUGCAGAUGGUUCAGCAGUUUGGUGUAGACUUUGAGAAGCGUAUUGAGGGAUCAGGGGAUCAGGUGGAUACUGCAGAGCUCUCUGGAGGAGCUAGAAUCAACAGGAUCUUCCAUGAGAGAUUCCCCUUCGAACUGGUCAAGAUGGAGUUUGAUGAGAAGGAGUUGAGGAGAGAGAUCAGUUAUGCCAUCAAGAACAUCCAUGGAGUGAGAACAGGCCUGUUCACCCCUGACCUCGCCUUUGAGGCCAUAGUGAAAAAGCAGAUCAUUAAGCUGAAAGAGCCCUGUCUGAAAUGUAUGGACCUGGUGAUCCAGGAGCUCAUCAACACCGUGCGCCAGUGCACCAAUAAGCUUGGCUCCUACCCCAGACUGAGAGAAGAGACAGAGAGAAUCGUCACAACCUACGUCAGAGAGAGAGACAUCAAAACCAAAGACCAGGUGCUGCUGUUGAUUGACAUUGAGCUGUCUUACAUCAACACAAAUCAUGAGGACUUCAUUGGCUUCGCAAACGCGCAACAGAGGACCACUGUUACUGCUGCUAUUAACAACAAGAAGAGAGUGAUGCCAAACCAGGUGAUCCGGAGGGGCUGGCUCACUAUCAACAUAAGCAUUAUGAAGGGGGGGUCCAAAGACUACUGGUUCGUCCUGACUGCAGAGUCACUGUCCUGGUACAAGGAUGAGGAGGAGAAAGAGAAGAAGUACAUGCUGCCUCUAGAUAAUCUGAAGCUGAGAGACGUGGAGAAAGGUUUCAUGUCCACAAAACACACAUUCGCCAUCUUCAACACCGAGUCCAGGAACGUGUAUAAGGACCUACGUCAGAUCGAGCUGGCCUGUGACACACAGGAGGAUGUGGACAGCUGGAAGGCUUCGUUCCUCAGGGCUGGAGUUUACCCUGAGAAAGACCAGGUUGACAGUGAGGACACGGGACCAGCAGAAUCCUUCUCUAUGGAUCCCCAGCUGGAGAGGCAGGUUGAGACCAUAAGGAAUCUAGUGGAUUCCUACAUCGGCAUCGUCAACAAGUCCAUCAGGGAUCUAAUGCCCAAGACCAUCAUGCACCUCAUGAUCAACAGCGCUAAAGACUUCAUCCAUUCUGAGUUGUUGGCCUACCUGUAUUCCUGUGGGGACCAGGGCAGUCUGAUGGAGGAGUCAGCUGACCAGGCUCAGAGGAGAGAUGAGAUGUUGAGGAUGUACCAUGCGCUGAAAGAAGCCCUGCUGAUCAUAGGAGACAUCAGUACAACCACAGUGUCAGCACCUGUACCUCCACCUGUAGACGACACCUGGAGGACCAAGGAACCCAGCCCCCCUCCUCAGGCCAGACCAGUCCCGGCCGCUGCCCCCCCUCCUAGUCGCCCCCCGGCAGCAAGAGGCCCCACCGCCGCCCCUCCCCCCUCCAGUCCCCAAAACCCAGCUUUCGGGGCGCCCCUCAUCCCCUCUCGGCCCGGACCCCCACCAGUCAACACCUACAGUGCAGCGGACCCUGUCGUCAAUGUCCCCCUGAUCCCAUCUCGCCCAGCCAGGGUACCCCCAGCCCUGCCCCCCGGCAUACCCAGAAGACCCCCAGCGGCCCCAGGCCGGCCCACCAUCAUACGCCCUUCAGAGCCUUCACUGCUGGACUAGACAGACAGAAAGACAGACAGACAGACAGACAGACAAAAUGAACAAUUACCACUCCUAAUGUCCUUUCACUACAAAGAAACACUUUGCGUAACGUUGAUGUUUUAUUCCCUAACAUGAUUCAAGACUGUCUUUCAUGUAUUCUUUCUUAAUAUUCAUAUUGUCAUGUUGUUGUUAUUUCAUGUAUUCUUUAUAUUAUUAUUUACUAUUUUACUUGUUUUUUCAUUUAAGCAACACUAUGUACUUUUGAUCACAUAGUUUUUUUUUAUAGCUUUGUUACAAUGUUUAAUACCUUCAAUUUUUCAAACGGAUUGAGAGAGAGAGAGAAAAAUGAAACCUACAUUUUUUUGUUUAACUCUUUAACUUACUUUAAUGAACUUAGUUCAAACCGGUGGAUUAGACAGAAUUUAAAAUCAAACCGGUUUAAAAUAUGUAACAGAUUUUUGUGAAUACCUAGAAUACUUCUUCACAUGGAAGCACUUAUUCCGUUUAAAAAUAAAUAACAAAUACACUCCAUAAUUAAUAACAAAAUACUUAGUUCUUUAUACUGUUUCAAAUGUUUCUAUCCUUCUUACUGGAUCAUAUGUACAUUUGUAUUUUUAGAUCUGAUCUUCAAUAUCUAUGCAGGAAUAUUAUAGUAAGUCCUUUCUGGCUCGCAGCUUUUUGAAAUUCAUUUUGAUGAAAUGCUAAUUAUGCUAUAAAAUCUGAAUUGACAGGAUUUGACAUGGAAUUGACACCAACCCUGUAGUCAAUACAGAUACCAGGUGUCUCGUCAGUCAUCGAUGUUAGUAGUAGAUAGUUGUUAGACAAGGGCCGAGAUUCAAUCAAAGAUGCGUUGUCGAUAAGCUCACUGCACUUGACUUUUAAAGGGUUAUUUAUGACAUCCACAGGGUUUACCGCAAAUGCAAUCUCUGCAAACAUCUUGGAAAUUCCCUUUAAAAGGAUCAUUGUUGUGAGUGUUGUUUGCUUAUCGCUUCUUUAAUUAAAUCCCGGCUUUUAGCCCAGUCUAUUGUAAAUGGUAGCUUGCUGUCAAUCUGGCCUCUGCUUCCUGAAUGGACCAAUCAAAAUAGACCUGCUUCCUGAAUGGACCAUUCAAAAUAGACCUGGUUCCUGAAUGGACCAAUCAAAAUACACCUGCUUCCUGAAUGGACCAUUCAAAAUAGACCUGAUUCCUGAAUAGACCAAUCAAAAUUGACCUGCUUCCUGAAUGGACCAAUCAGAAACCAGACAGAGGGGUAGUGCACCACAUAGGGAAUAGGAUGCCGUUUCAGACUUUUUUAAUUACUUUUUCUAUUUUUCUAAGUGCCUCUUACCUGUGGCUUUCCUAUUGGAUGAACAGAUGAAUGACAUGAUACGUUAACAAAGGAAUGAAUCACUGGGUGAACGAGGGAUGGUAGAAUGGAACAGUAGUGUGAAGGUGGAUAGAGAUGGUAGAAUGGAACAGUAGUGUGAAGGUGGAUAGAGAUGGUAGAAUGGAACAGUAGUGUGAAGGAAGAUAGAGAUGGUAGAAUGGAACAGUAGUGUGAAGAAGGAUAGAGAUGGUAGAAUGGAACAGUAGUGUGAAGAAGGAUAGAGAUGGUAGAAUGGAACAGUAGUGUGAAGAAGGUGGAUAGAGAUGGUAGAAUUGAACAGUAGUGUGAAGGUGGAUAGAGAUGGUAGAAUGGAACAGUAGUGUGAAGAAGGAUAGAGAUGGUAGAAUGGGACAGUAGUGUGAAGAAGGUGGAUAGAGAUGGUAGAAUGGAACAGUAGUGUGAAGAAGGUGGAUAGAGAUGGUAGAAUGGAACAGUAGUGUGAAGAAGGUGGAUAGAGAUGGUAGAAUGGAACAGUAGUGUGAAGAAGGAUAGAGAUGGUAGAAUGGAACAGUAGUGUGAAGAAGGUGGAUAGAGAUGGUAGAAUGGAACAGUAGUGUGAAGGUGGAUAGAGAUGGUAGAAUGGAACAGUAGUGUGAAGGUGGAUAGAGAUGGUAGAAUGGAACAGUAGUGUGAAGGUGGAUAGAGAUGGUAGAAUGGAACAGUAGUGUGAAGAAGGAUAGAGAUGGUAGAAUGGAACAGUAGUGUGAAGAAGGAUAGAGAUGGUAGAAUGGAACAGUAGUGUGAAGAAGGUGGAUAGAGAUGGUAGAAUGGAACAGUAGUGUGAAGGUGGAUAGAGAUGGUAGAAUGGAACAGUAGUGUGAAGAAGGUGGAUAGAGAUGGUAGAAUGGAACAGUAGUGUGAAGGAGGAUAGAGAUGGUAGAAUGGAACAGUAGUGUGAAGAAGGAUAGAGAUGGUAGAAUGGAACAGUAGUGUGAAGGAGGAUAGAGAUGGUAGAAUGGAACAGUAGUGUGAAGGUGGAUAGAGAUGGUAGAAUGGAACAGUAGUGUGAAGAAGGUGGAUAGAGAUGGUAGAAUGGAACAGUAGUGUGAAGAAGGUGGAUAGAGAUGGUAGAAUGGAACAGUAGUGUGAAGAAGGAUAGAGAUGGUAGAAUGGAACAGUAGUGUGAAGAAGGUGGAUAGAGAUGGUAGAAUGGAACAGUAGUGUGAAGGUGGGUAGGGAUGGUAGAAUGGAACAGUAGUGUGAAGGUGGAUAGAGAUGGUAGAAUGGAACAGUAGUGUGAAGAAGGUGGAUAGAGAUGGUAGAAUGGAACAGUAGUGUGAAGGUGGAUAGAGAUGGUAGAAUGGAACAGUAGUGUGAAGGUGGAUAGAGAUGGUAGAAUGGAACAGUAGUGUGAAGGUGGAUAGAGAUGGUAGAAUGGAACAGUAGUGUGAAGGUGGAUAGAGAUGGUAGAAUGGAACAGUAGUGUGAAGGUGGAUAGAGAUGGUAGAAUGGAACAGUAGUGUGAAGGUGGAUAGAGAUGGUAGAAUGGAACAGUAGUGUGAAGGUGGAUAGAGAUGGUAGAAUGGAACAGUAGUGUGAAGAAGGAUAGAGAUGGUAGAAUGGAACAGUAGUGUGAAGAAGGUGGAUAGAGAUGGUAGAAUGGAACAGUAGUGUGAAGAAGGUGGAUAGAGAUGGUAGAAUGGAACAGUAGUGUGAAGAAGGAUAGAGAUGGUAGAAUGGAACAGUAGUGUGAAGAAGGUGGAUAGAGAUGGUAGAAUGGAACAGCAGUGUGAAGAAGGUGGAUAGAGAUGGUAGAAUGGAACAGUAGUGUGAAGAAGGUGGAUAGAGAUGUGAUAUGGGAUAAUAAAGAGUUAAAGGGA